Molecule: messenger RNA, 5372 nt
Organism: Xiphophorus hellerii (green swordtail)
Lineage: Eukaryota; Metazoa; Chordata; Actinopteri; Cyprinodontiformes; Poeciliidae
Gene: chrnd
Product: cholinergic receptor, nicotinic, delta (muscle)
Exons: 14
Coding region: 2715-4448 (577 amino acids)
Biological process (GO): monoatomic ion transmembrane transport
Cellular component (GO): postsynaptic membrane
Molecular function (GO): transmembrane signaling receptor activity; acetylcholine-gated monoatomic cation-selective channel activity
Source: RefSeq, a predicted model, not a curated record
AGUCAGUAACGCAGAAAGCGCCAGAACGCUGGUGAUUUUCUUCUUCAUGUCUCUGAUGCUCAGAUCUGAAGCCACUGACGUUCCCACCUCUGCAACCUGGAAGCUCCGUUCAGGAGGCGACCUGGAGAUGAUCUUCAUGCACAUGGAAACGUUUCAGGUCAUCAAACUGUUUAAAUGGACUUUAAUAAAAAAAUGAUACAAUGAAGAUAAAAUGCAGUGUUUAAAUUAAAUGAAGCUUUUUGUUAUUAAGGAGGAAACCAGUUCAAACACACGACUGUGGAACAGAGAUUGUCUAAUAAUUUGGUUAUUGGUCCUGGUUCUAACUGGGCCGUCUCACUGGUUCUAACUGGGCCGUCUCACUGGUUCUAACUGGGCCGUCUCACUGGUUCUAACUGGGCCGUCUCACUGGUUCUAACUGGGUCCAGGCUGGUUGAUCAGCAGCAACUGCAGCUGCGUGUUUGCAGACUUGCUCUGAGUGUCUGACUGCACCAUGCUGGGAUUCUGACCCACUUUGCUCUGCAGAACUGUUCUUAUUCAGCCACAUUUGGGGUUUUCCUGUUUGAACCGCAUGUAGACUCAAUACAUGCCAGACUUUGACUAGACCACAAGUCUGAACAAGUCGUCUUCCUGUUUUUCUGUCAGUCGGAGCUGGACUUGCUGGUGUGUUUUAAAUUUGUUCUGAUUUAAUACAACAAAACAUGAAUUAUCAGGUUGAUUUCAAUUAAUCAAUGAAAGUUUCUUUUCUUAGACAUAGUUUGUAUAGAAAAAAAAAACAAAUAAUGUGUUUUUUAUACUUUUGUCACAAUAGACAUGAUAAUAGAUCAACAUUUAAGAAAUGUUUUACAUGUGACAUUUGCUGCUUGCAGAAUUGGACCAGCAAACAUUUCAAUACUGUUUGCAGAUUAAAAACUUCAAGAUCUUCAAGGUCAUGCAGCAGAUGGUUCUGUCAGUACGAGACGUUACAGCUGAGAUAAACCACAAUGUUGCUGUUUUGAGACCAUUUUCAAGGAAUAUAAUAGAAACAAUCGCAUAAUAAUGCAAGAACACGUUCUCAAAGAUCAAUAAACUUUAAAUUCUAAUCGACAUUUACCACUGGAACUGGAAGACAUUUUAAAUAUCCUCAAUAAACAAACAAAACAACAGAAACAACAAAUAAAAUGAAUCCUGAAACCUGUGAACGAAACACAGAGUCAACUUCAGAAAAAAGAAACUAGUUGAGACCAAAACAGCACAAAGACUUUUAUCAUCCAGACUGUGGUAGAAAGAGAAAAACGAUAAAUCAUGCAAAUGGAAAUUAUUGAUCUAAUUUUAAUUCAUCACGUGAUUAAUUGAUUUAUUGUUUAUUGUGGCAGGUCUAGCAAAUGUAGAUUAUAUGGACAUAACCAUAUAUUCUGCUAUUUUUCUGUUUUUCACACACCUCCUCUCAUCCUCAUCAUUUCUUUGAAGACUAAGCCAUUAAUUUUAUCUUAGAGAAAGAGGAACUCAUGAAAGGGGAACUGGAGAGACGCUCCGCAACAAAGUCUGACUGCGGUUUUUUCAGCUCGUGAGUCCAGACGCUUCAUCAGCAGAACUCAAUCAACGGUUUAUUAGCCAGUCAGUUUCAGCAAAUAGAUAAUAAACACUAACUAGAAAAUUCCUGAAGAAAUUUAACCGGGGUCUGCCAAAGUGUGCCAGUCGGUUUGGACCCAGGGUUCUGAUGCUAGAAAUUAGCAUCAAUGCUAAAGAAAGCUGCAAUGUAAUCAAUAGCAUGAGAAGAUUGACAAGAAUGUUUACCAACAUGGACUUGCACCAUGGUGCAAGUCCAUGUUGCAAUGCAUGUGCUUAUGCAUUGCUAUGGCCCCAAUGAAUGAAAACCAAACGUUAGACGGUUGAAAAUGAAAUAUCUCGGUACAAACAGAUCUGUGUUAUGAAGUAACGGCUGUGAGUUGGAAGUAAAACGCUGCAGUUUAACACAAAGUCCAAACUUCUGACCAAAUUCUUUAACAUGUAUUUCUUUGAAUCUUGAUAAAAUGUAAUCCUCUCAUGAGAAAACGUGUGUGUGCAAAACUCAGAGGAAAAUAAUUAGCUUAGCACUGCAGUUCAGUUUGAGAAGGCCUGUGGACCGUCUGGUUCUGGAGUCGCCUUGCAGACGCAGCACUGUGUUUCCUCACAGAGGAUCCAGUUUAUUUGUGUCGCACAUUUCAACAACAAGGGAGUUCAACGUGAUUUAUGUCCUAAAAACACAAAAAUACAAGAGACACCACACAGUCAACAAUUGAGAAAUCUGGCAAACACGACAUUUUAUGGAGUGUCAACGUGAAACAUGUUGGUGAAUGUUUCAUUCAGCUCCUUCAGACUAGCCGGCAGCGAUCCUGCAGCUGUUGCUCUUUCAGCAGCUGCCUUUUUUAGAGAAUCAAUACUCCAGUUUUGUUGCAAUAAAUCAGAUUAAAUGUAAAUAUAAUCAAUUUCAGCAGUGUCGUAAACACAGUGCAGUCAUAUUUGUUUCAACACCCCAGUUCUGCAGGCUAAAUAAAUAAAUCCUGGGAAUGUUCUGCGUGUUUCCGGCUCGUCUCGUUCUGCUUCCCGUAAGGAGAAGAGGUGCCGGUCCGGCAGCCUGUUGUCGCUUUUCUAUUUUCUGCCCUCUGUGUUUCUGCAGCUGCUGCUUGUCACUCACGGAGUUUCCUGCGUGAAGGUCGGCGGGCAGAGCGGGUUCUGGUCCAGUCAGGCGGUCCGCCAUGGAGCUGCAGCGAGCUGCGCUGGUCGCCCUGCUGCUGCUGACGCUCUUCUCCUCAGGUCCGGUGGUUCCGGUCGGUUCUGCUGGUAUUAAUCCCUGCUGUCUCAGCUUUGGCCUCCAGCCGCUGAAACCGGACCCGUCUCCCUCCUGCUGUGACGGACCGACGCUCCAAACGGUUCCUUUAUGUUUUAACCAAAAGUCCAGCAGACAGAAACACACUGCAGAGUGUUUGUGCCGCAACGAGGAGGAGCGUCUGAUCAACCACCUGUUCGUGGAGAAAGGAUACAACAAGGAGCUGCGACCCGUGAAGAAGCAGCAGGAGGUGGUGGACGUUUACCUGGCGCUGACGCUCUCCAACCUCAUCUCUCUGAAAGAAGUAGACGAGACGCUGCUGACCAACGUGUGGAUCGAUCACACAUGGACCGACUACCGGCUGUCGUGGAACGCCAGCGAGUUCGACGGCAUCGAGAUGCUGCGCCUGCCGCCCAGCAUGGUGUGGCUGCCGGAGAUCGUCCUGGAAAACAAUAACGACGCCCAGUUCCAGGUUGCCUACUACAGCAACGUCCUGGUGGAUCCGUCUGGUCUCUGCUACUGGCUGCCUCCCGCCAUCUUCCGCUCCUCCUGCUCCAUCAACGUCAACUACUUCCCCUUCGACUGGCAGAACUGCACGCUCAAGUUCACCUCCCUGACCUACAACGCCAAAGAGAUCAAGAUGCUGCUGAAGAAAGACGGGAACGAAACUCACACGCACACCGUGGAGUGGAUCAUCAUCGACCCGGCCAGCUUCACAGAAAACGGCGAGUGGGAGAUCAUCCACCGGCCGGCCAAGAGAAACGGCUACAAGCACAUUCCCAUGGAGAGCAACAAGCACCAGGACAUCACCUUCUACCUGGUCAUCAAACGCAAGCCGCUCUUCUACAUCGUCAACAUCAUCAUCCCCUGUGUGCUCAUCUCCUUCCUGGCCUCGCUGGUCUACUACCUGCCUGCUGACAGUGGGGAGAAGAUGACGCUGUCCAUCUCCGUCCUGCUGGCUCAGUCUGUCUUCUUGCUGCUGAUUUCCCAGCGGCUGCCGGAGACGUCCAUGUCCGUCCCCCUCAUAGUCAAAUAUUUGAUGUUCAUCAUGGUUCUCGUUACCAUCGUCGUGUUGAACUGUGUCGUCGUUCUCAACCUGCACUUCAGGACGCCCAGCACACACGUCAUGUCUGAAUGGACCAAGAAGUUUUUCCUGGAGCGGUUGCCCCGGAUCCUCCACAUGGCCCAGCCAGCGGACGACGAGCCGGCGUGGGACGGAGCGUUGCCACGGCGAUCCAGCUCGGUGGGAUACAUCGCUGCAGCCGAGGAAUAUUACAGCAUCAAGUCCCGCAGUGAGCUGAUGUUUGAGAGGCAGUCAGAGAGACACGGACUGUCCAAACGGCCCACGCCGGCCUCAGUGUUGAAGCCGGUGGAAAGCGACGGAGCGAUGGAUCAGCUGUACGGGGAGAUGAAGCCGGCGGUGGACGGAGCGAACUACAUCGUCCAACACAUGAGAGACAAGAACGACUACAACGAGGAGAAGGACAACUGGAGCGGCAUCGCCCGAACGGUGGACCGGCUCUGCCUCUUCCUCAUCACCCCGGUGAUGACCUUCGGCACCGUCAUCAUCUUCCUCAUGGGGAUCUGUAACCACCCCCCCCGCCUGCCCUUCCAGGGAGACCCGCACGACUACAGCGAGGACAACCUGCGCCUGCUGGAGUAGAACCGGAACCGGCAGCCCGGUUCCGGUUCUACUCAUUUAUCCACUUCAUGUUUGAAUCGUCUGAGUUUUCUGAGGUUGAAGUGAAUAUUUUGGUUCUGGUUUUCUUUACUUUGUGUCUCCAAAACAUCAGUUUGAUUUAAAUUACCUAGAAGUAUUGCACAGCGAGACAAGUUUUAUUUUUUAAUGAAUGCCAUCAUUUACUUUUGCAUUCACCAAACAUAACAAUAUAAAUGUCAUUUUAUUAUUUAUUUAAAAAAAUACUUUAGAAAAUUGAGAAUUAUUUUUUUGGCUGCCAAAAAAUGGCUUCUGAUAAAAUUGUAAGAUUUUUUCUGAAUUUUCAUUUUGCUAGCUUUAAUAAAUGAACUUUAUUUUAUGUUUUCAAUAAAAAACAAAAACUUCAAAAGUCUUGAAGUGUCAAAAAAUGGCAACUGAUCAAAAAACGUGAUGCUGAUUUUCUCUGUUUGCUUUAAAAAUGACAUGAAAAAUUAAAUGAAAAACAAAAAUGUAAUUAUCACCAAAAAUACUUAAUAUGACUUCAGAUGUUCUUCAGUUUCUUUCCACACAGAUUCAUAAAUGUGACGGUUCAGGGAAUCAGAUGGUUAUUAAUAAUAAUCAUUCACAAUAAAACCACAGGGGAAUAAAAUUACUGCAUGUUUGUUGCUUUAAGUGUCUAAUAUUCUAAUUUAUCCUUUAUUUUGUAAAGAGCAAUAAAACCAAAUAAAAACAUGAAGCCAUUGUUUAUUUUCUUGUUUUUAAUUUUCUAAACUGAUUUUUAUUCAAUUGGUUUGAUUGGUUAUUAAUAAUAAUCAGAAUACUUCCACAGAAAAAUAAAACUACUGGAUAUUUUUGCUUUUAAAUGCAUAAUAAAGUUAAUUGGAGCCUGUAAUAUAAUUUUGUAGAUCAAUAAAAACAGAUUGAAACAUU